Messenger RNA from Opisthorchis viverrini, 901 nucleotides. RefSeq lists its product as hypothetical. The transcript has 4 exons. NCBI's taxonomy places the organism in Eukaryota, Metazoa, Platyhelminthes, Trematoda, Opisthorchiida, Opisthorchiidae. The record is from RefSeq and is a predicted model, not a curated record. Gene Ontology annotation, molecular function: guanyl-nucleotide exchange factor activity. The coding region runs from base 76 to 624 and encodes 182 amino acids. Gene Ontology annotation, biological process: regulation of ARF protein signal transduction.
GGCUGCACAUACCGGCAACUGUACUUGCGCCUGGACGAAGCGCGCCUUACGUUUAACGCGGAUGCAUUUGAGGGCAUGGAGUACCUUUUCAAAAAUCACCUACUGGAGGACAAUUUUGAAGACCUAAUUGCAUACUUGGAUACGGCCCCAGGACUAAACCUGAUGCAGAGGUGUCGCUUCUUGCAGUCAAGGCCACAUCUACUAGAAAAUCUUGUUGGAUCCAAGGACUUCAAAAAACAUUUCCUUCCUAUCGCUUUACGAAGGCUGUUCUGCGAGUUUCCAGUCCCAUUGGCAGAGUCUGACGCAAUGGAUUUCGUUUCUCGUCUGGUUUCCAGGUUUUCUGUCCGAUAUGUGGAAUGCAACCCAGAACUUGGCCUCACAGAAGAUGAGGUCUAUCUGCUCUGCUUCUCCCUUAUCAUGCUGUCGGUGGACCUUUGGUGCCCUCAUGUUAAGAACAAAAUGUCCAAACGUGAGUUCAUCCGGAACACGCGACGUGUAGCCCGGAACGUUACGGAUGACUUUCUUGGACACCUAUAUGACAACGUCUACUUGAUCGGUCAUGUAGUACUUGGUCACCUUUCUGGACCACCCACUCGGCAGCAAGACAUUCGAAACCUUUUGUAGUAGAAACAACUACGUACCAGAAACACUUCAAACAUGUUUACUCCUGUACAAAUGCGUACUCAGUAUGUCUUAUCUCUUUUGAUCGUUCAUGUUCCAUCCUACUCUCUUCACCGCCUCACUGUGAUUUGUAAUUUCAGACACCUCACGUUUUUGAUAUUGAUUUCCCUUUUAUCGCUGAUUUGCAGAAGUGCAGCAAAAUGUAGACUGCUCUUGGUGGAGAGAUUGGUCUUACUGUUGGCUUCACUUCAGUGAAAGGCAGAUUCCUUGGACCAUCAAG